UUAUAUAUAUAUUAUUUAUUUAGCGAAUUAAUUAAUUAAUUUUGGAAUUAAAGUGGAAUUGUAAUAAGCGAACUAUGAAGGCGGCUAUUGUCCAGCAAUUGAAUUUAAUUAUUUAUUAGGAUUAAAAUUAAUGAAAGCCGAUAUAUCAAAUUAAAAUCGAAAAAAGUAGAAAUUUGUUCAAUCUUUCAUCUGGAUAUCGAACUGAUAAAAUCCGUGUGGGUUUCGUAUUUACAUCACGAGACUAUCGUCAUACGUAUAGAGUGCAAUAAAGUCAGGGCACCCACUUUGAUUUUUCUUCUUAAUAAUAAUAAGAUGGCAUCGUUCUUUUUACUUUUCCUUCAUUGUCACAAUUGUCCCAUUUUCUGUUCAUAACUCAUCAAUAUCUUUUUUCUUUUAUUCCUGUCUACAUUUAAAUCUGUGGAAAAUUAUUUGUGGCACUCAAGCUCACAUUAUAUAUUUCGCACUCGCUACUUUUCAUUUCGUCAAUCCGUCAAUUUUUCUUUUAUUGCAAUUUUUAAUUAGUGCAAUAAAAAUUUAAAAAAAUAAAAAAAUAAAAAAGAAUCGGAAACAAAAUUGACCGUUGUGAUGCGAAAUCUUUUACAUAUUUUAUUGUAGUCGUUUUCAAGUUGGUUUUCUAGCCGACUAUAUUAGCCGUCUCGCAAAUAAUUUGAAACGAUUAUUAUAAUGUCUUUUUUUUCUAUCUUCACAAAAAACAAUAUAUAGAAAUUAAUGGAAUUUGUCCAUACUUUUUCAAAUUUUUUCAAAUUUAAAUCGAAGAUAGGAUUCGCUCCAGACGAGCUCCAGAAUUUUAUUUUGUAGAGAAUUCAUGUUUCGCCAUGUUAUAUAUGUUAAAUGCAUUUCAGAAUCAUUAAGGUUUAAUCCUUCGAAAAAAGGCUUUUUUCUAAUAACAUCCUCUUUGUAACGCGAUAACGAUGUUUUUGUUCUCGUUUCUUCUCGUUUUCAUUUUGAAGCCAUCGAGCUUUCCCAUUUAACUGUGAUAUUCGCGUUACUGGGCGCAUCAAUCAUUGGAAUUAAUCCGUAGCGUGUUUCUUUCUUAAUUCUUUUGUUAUUAAAUACGCGUUUCGUCCCCUCGUUUAAGAAAAAAAAAAUAAACAUUAGGUCACUUUUGCGAAAUAUUUUUUUUGUGCAAUACGCCGUCGAUUUUUAUCCAUACUAUUCUUUUUUUGUCUUUCGCAUUAAUUUCUGCGAACCAAUAAACUAUACCUCGAUGCAUAAACUAUUCCUCAAUUCCUGUUGCUUCCUGGCAAGUUUACAAUCAAUUAGUAAUAAUUGUGCAACUCCUGCUACUUGAUAUCGCAAAGUUACCCUCUAAUCGCGCCGGCGCGAUGGACAUAGAAAGAUUUUAACGAUGCUAAGGUGUGCAUUAGAGCAAAUAUUUUCGCGUGCGUUGCUUCAUCGAAAAAGGAUAAAAAAAGGGAGGGGGGGCAAAAAGAAAAGAGAAAGCGUAAGGUAUUUUUAUGCAACUGACCUUUAUGUGUGCCGCUGGAUUAUGAAGUUACAUACUUUUUCGAGCAUUUUCUUUGUACAAUAUAUAAUCACCGAUUCGCCGUGGCGGUAGAAUCGUAGUCUCAGGGUUGCAAACAAGCAAACACGAUACAAAAACCUAGACACAUACAAAUAGUUAAGCAUACGAAUAUAUUUGUCAGACAUUAUAAACUGUAGCGAUAACGAUAGAUUUAAUAAGGAGAAGAAUAGUACGUUAAAAAAAAAAAAGGCAGUAUAUCGCGUAACACAAAGUUCGCAGAUUACGAAGGCAAGAACUAUUUAUUACGGUAAUGAAAGGAGAGCCAAGAUAGGAGAGAGAUGGAAUUACUAAUAAAAAUAUAAUCGUUACGCUAAAGUGAUAAAUGGGACGAUUAAGCUAUUCAAUGGAGAAGGCGUAUUCUCAAAUUGCCGAAUUUUGUUAAACUCGCGAACUCAGAUUGACUUGAAAAUUUCCAGCUUCCUUCGGAUACGCCCGAGAUAAAGAUAAGGGUUUGUUAUUUCAUUGAGAUCUCGUAUUAGAGGAUGGUUAAGGCUACGUGUAAUUUAUCGUUAUGUAUGACAAAAAUUUACUCGAGAUACGGCGAAGAUAUCUUUUCGUGAAAGAAUAUGUGAUGUGAUGUGACUUUCUUUUUGCGUUAUCCGAUACGAGGAUAUAGCGAUUCUUUGGCGUCGAUAAAAUUCUCGUGAUUACGUAAGUUUCUUCGGCAAUAGAUCUAUUCUUGCUCCGUUGAUUUACGUUACACAAGAGCACGUCUAUAUAUCAAAAAAAUGUAUUACGAAUAAUUACAUAUAUAUAAACAUACACACGAUAUGUACGAAACGGCGAGAAAUAUGGGCGUUGCGUUUUGAGAUCUUUUUAUAUUUGUAAAAAAAAAAAAAAAAAAUAACCGUCUAACAACACAGGCUUGAAUGAUCACGCUGCGGUCUCCUCAAGUUUUUUAAUGAUUGUAAUAUAAAGUCGAGCGAAAUUGUUAAAUUUGUUCGUUUAGUUUCAUGUCUUUCCUCUUAUGAAUCAUCACUUUUGUCUCAAGUCCGUCGAUAUAAUUCGCGCCUGUAUGGGAAGAGAGAGAGAGAGAGAGAGAGAGAGAGAGAGAGAGAGAGAGAGAGAGAGAGAGAGAGGGAGAGGGAGAGAAAGAGAGAGAAAUGCUGCUUCUACGAUGAUUAUAAAUAUGUACGUAGCUACUUUGUAAUUAUAUCGUGGUAGAUUCUCUCUAUACAUGAUUUUUAUAUGUGCGCAUAUACUGAGAAAGUGCAGUAUAGUUCGGUGUACCUAACAAAAACAAGAAGAAAAAAAAAGAAAAAAACAGUGAGGCCGAAGAUAAUAAUAGCAUCAAUGUUGUCGAUGCGAUAUAAUUGGAAGCGCAUCGCGAAAUUUCGUAACGCGUGUAAUUAAAAUAGUUUGUAUGAGAGAGAAAAAGAGCGAGAGCGAGAGAGAGAGAGAGAGAGAGAGAGAGAAAGUGUGCGCGCGUGUGUUAAUUAAGAUGACGAUAUCUACAACGAGAUGCAAAAAAUAAAGCAACAAAGAUACGCUGUAUGGAACUACCUCGGUAAUAGUGUCUUCGUUCAUUAUUCCUUUAAUAUUGUCCACAUACAUAAUUAAUUUAUAAAAAUUUAAAUGCACGUUUUCCUGGUUUUUUUUCGGCGAUGAAAUUUUUUCAUGAAGAUCUGAGCAAAAGAGAGAGAGACAGAAGCAUCAAUAAUGCUGAAGCGAUUGAAAAUUCUGCUUUGUUCGCGCAUCAAGUUGCGAAUAUAACGAGAUUAUUCUUCAUUUAAUAUCAAGCAGAGUUUAUUUUAACAUGCUUUUCGUUCCAGGCAUAUUUGCGCAUGCUAAAGUAUUUGCGAUAAAAAUAUGCGAGAUGUACAGUAAGGAUGGAGAUUAUUGAAAAAUUAAUCUGCGAAUUAAUCCUUGUCUUAUUGUUAGUUCAAGUAAAAAGUAGAUGCAUUUAUUAUGAAAUAAAUAACCGCUCGAAAUAAACAACCGCGCGUGACUUAAUAUAUCUAUUUUGAUAAAGGAACUUUCCGGAUGCCAAAUUAGCUGAUGUAUUGCAUUGUAGUGUCGGAAGUGCUUUCGCGCAUUCUCGCACGGACGUUAUCGCGCUAAUCUCGCGCGUGGGAUCAAGUGCGGCUCUCACUUUACAAGAGGCGAAUUGCCUUAUAUUUCACGAGCAUCGAAUGUGCAAACGAGUUACUAACAUAUCUGCAUGUUUGAAAAAGUGUUGAUCUUAACGGAACGAAGUAUGCGCCGUGGCUCGUGCGAUCAGUCCGCGCGAAAACCAUGCCGCGAGAAGUGCCAUUGUACACGCUAUUAUAUGUUCCUCUCCUCUUUUGCACGACGAUUAUUUUGAACGUGAGAUGCGUUAGUAGCUUUUCAGAUAACUGUCUGGAGCUGGUCGAGUUCGAUGUCGACGAGAUUGAGAAUCAUUUGUCAAAGUUAAAUCUCACGGAUGUGCCUACCGUGAAGAUGAUGACUGCCGGAUUUAAAUGUCCGAUUUCCGCUUUGCCUUUCGGCGCGCUGAAAUCAGACUGGUCCAGACUCCUGCUGCUUCAAGAAGCUCAGCCUGACGGGUCGAUUAUCAAGUCUAAACUCAUCCGGCUAAUGCGAAUUCUGAUAGUUGCUUAUUUCCAGAUGGAAGAACGUUUCGACGACGUGAUAAGCUCUGACACGGCAAUUCCAAAAAAACCUUCGAGAGAAACGUUGGUGACUGUGUCGAAUACAGACGAUAAAAAUAAACUAUACAGCUCCAAUAUCGAUUAUCUCCGGACAACCGAGACUUCAAAUUAUGACGUGAAUUCAUAUACAUAUUCGACACUGACUGACAAGAAUGACAAUAUGGAAAUAAAAUUGAGUUCUAUAGCAGAAAUCGUGGUAGCAAGAAAUUCUUCGAAUGAAACAACUACUAUUGUGCCGUUCAACGUGACACAUGAGAAUGUCACGUCAUCGACAGAUCUUAAUGUGACUAUUACGGCGCCUUUUUCCAGUGGCGCAUUUGACGUAAAAAAAGCUUCGUCCAAGAUAAUUGCAAUUGAUAAUUGUUUGAAGCAGCCUUUCAAGGAUAUCGUGCGGAAGAAUCAGAAUCGCAAGCGCAGCAAAGUUUACGAGACGUUGAAAAAUAAAGCGAAACAUACGGAGCGCGCGGCGCAGAACGAUAAUAAAAUUAAUUAUAAGAAAAAUCGCACUAGAAUAACACCGCCGCCGAACGAGUUUUGGCAACACGUAACGUUUCCUCCGGUAAAUGUAUCUACGAGUGCGCGAACUCAUCAAAUGGGAUUAAAUGGGUUUAAAGCGAGCGGUCAAAAGUCACGAGCGAAAACGCGCGAGCUUGAAAAGCUUUACGAAAACUACGGCCGAUUUUUAUGGCGCUGAUGAGAAUGAAGAAAAUGAGAAGUAAGAUAUGCGGACAAUAGUAGUGAUAUUUCGACUAAGCGUACAGGAAAAAAGCGAGAGGAUGAUUGAUAUUGUCGCAAAAAAAGAAUACAAUACAUGACAUUUCUACGUUUUACACAACGUUCUUUCACGAUUUUAUUAUCCGGUCAGACUUCGCUAGGCGGACAACGCUGGCCCACAUUUUGCGGUAAAUCUCAAUAAAAUUGAUCUUUCAAUACA
Messenger RNA from Linepithema humile (Argentine ant), 5110 nucleotides. RefSeq lists its product as uncharacterized. Lineage: Eukaryota; Metazoa; Arthropoda; Insecta; Hymenoptera; Formicidae. The record is from RefSeq and is a predicted model, not a curated record.